AUGACGACGAGAAAGAAGUCCAAAUUAUCGGUGAGAAAAGAUACAUUAUUCAAGAAACCUUCUUCUUCUUCUUCUUUAUACGAGUCACGAGCCAAGACUCUUCUCAAGAAAGCAUUCGAGCUCUCGGAGCUAUGCGGUAUCAAUGUGUGCAUCAUCUGCUAUGACCGUGAAGGCAACCUCGUGAAGACGUGGCCUGAUAACAACGACGAAUCCCAGGUUAAAGCCAUGGCCGAGCGAUUCAGCAGGUUAAGCGCACAAGAACGGAACAAGAAAAGCACCAACCUCUCUCUGUUUCUAAACAAGAAGAUGGUGGACGAGAAGAAGGCAUCUCUCAGAGCAAACGACAACAAAUUCUCCAAGAAAGUGUUCGUGAUUGAGGAUUCCUUGGAGACUCAGUUAACGAUAUUACGAGAAAAGAUUCAAUCAUCACUUCUUCAAUCUGGUCAGGAUCACGGAGUUGUUUCAACGGAUCUAGGUUAUGCUUCCUCGGUAGUUAAUGUGGAUCAAUAUCAACCAAUCUUGACGAAUCAGCCGAGCAAGUUCUCAAUCUUGUUGUAUAACCAUGACAAUGGCACUUUCACACAAUUGGCCAACACCUCUGCUCUUCUUCCUAGCUUUGAGCAACCGCUGAUUCCGUGUAAUCAAGAUUAUGGUACUAAUUACUUGGAUGAAUUACUUGGGGAACAAGGAAUGAGCAGCUGCAACAACUUAAAUCUUCCUAUCUCUAUCAUUCUUCCUCCUAUGAUGCACACUCAAACCUCAAUGUUUCAGCAGUUUGAUGAUCAGUUUAUGCAGACACAACAGGGGAUUCCAUACAAUCAGAUGCUAUCUUCUGACUAUCCAACAAUGAUGUUCUCUUAG
Eruca vesicaria subsp. sativa (arugula) is the source of this 861-nucleotide messenger RNA. The record is from the annotation of a GenBank genome assembly. Lineage: Eukaryota; Viridiplantae; Streptophyta; Magnoliopsida; Brassicales; Brassicaceae.